Molecule: messenger RNA, 1229 nt
Organism: Ipomoea nil (Japanese morning glory)
Lineage: Eukaryota; Viridiplantae; Streptophyta; Magnoliopsida; Solanales; Convolvulaceae
Product: protease Do-like 5, chloroplastic
Exons: 10
Coding region: 97-1077 (326 amino acids)
Biological process (GO): proteolysis
Molecular function (GO): serine-type endopeptidase activity
Source: RefSeq, a predicted model, not a curated record
AACUUCUACACGCAAUUAUUUCAAGUGAACAUAGCAGCAAAAAUAUAAAUCCACGUACUCAAAUUUUAUCCCUGUUUAGUGUCAUUUUUGUUCAUCAUGGUAGCCUUGGGCCUUUCGUCUUCACCCCACUGUGUCCUCAUACGCCCAAAUCCACCUUCUGCUCCUACUCACCAGCCCCAAGCACCUCCUUCUUCCUCUUCCUCUUCAAAUUCAAGCAACACCCAUUGCUUAACAAGGCGUAAAGCUUUCGCCUUUACUGCUUCGGUUGUGUCCUCUUACAUUCUUGAUUUGUACCAGACUUCAUCGGCUAAUUCCUCUGCUGCCGCAUUACAAGUGGAUGAUGAGCUUCAGCAAGAGGAAGACAGGCUUGUUCAACUCUUUCAGGAGGCAUCCCCUUCGGUUGUUUACAUUAAGGAUAUUGAGCUGGCCAAAGGCUUCAAGGACACUGCUGUGACCGAACUGGCAGAUGAUGAGAACGCAAAGGUGGAAGGAACAGGUUCUGGCUUCAUUUGGGAUAAGUUUGGUCACAUUGUUACUAAUUACCAUGUCGUCGCUAAAUUGGCAACAGAUCAAAGUGGACGGCAGCGUUGUAAGGUAUUUUUAGUGGACGCUAAAGGUAAUAGCAUUGCUAAAGAAGGAAAGAUUAUUGGUGUGGAUCCCGCAAAUGAUCUCGCUGUCUUGAAGGUUGACGUUGAAGGGGUUGAACUAAAGCCUGUCAUUCUCGGUUCAUCUCGUGGUUUACGUGUUGGUCAGAGUUGCUUUGCCAUAGGAAAUCCCUAUGGAUUUGAGAACACGCUAACAACAGGGGUGGUCAGUGGAUUAGGCAGAGAGAUACCUUCACCGAGUGGAGGAGCCAUUCGAGGUGCUAUUCAAACAGAUGCCGCUAUUAAUGCCGGGAAUUCUGGCGGCCCAUUGAUUGAUUCAGACGGCCAUGUUGUUGGAGUAAAUACAGCCACGUUCACUCGCAAAGGUUCAGGAAUGUCCUCGGGAGUUAAUUUUGCCAUACCAGUAGACACAGUUGUACGAACCGUACCUUACUUGAUCGUGUAUGGAACAGCUUACAAAGAUAGAUUUUGAAGAUCUAUUGCACUUGAAUUUCAAAUAGAUGCAGAAUGUUGCAAUGGAUCCUUCUUGGAAUGAAGACAAUAUGAGAAUGGAUUAGCAAGGUGGGUUCACUUAUGGAGCCAACUUGCUACAAGGCUUGUGGAGAUUUUCUUCCUUUUGCAUUA